This is a messenger RNA of Gadus chalcogrammus (walleye pollock), 9683 nucleotides long. RefSeq names its product ankyrin repeat domain 50-like (gene ankrd50l). The transcript is spliced from 4 exons. Gene Ontology annotation, molecular function: protein binding. The record is from RefSeq and is a predicted model, not a curated record. NCBI's taxonomy places the organism in Eukaryota, Metazoa, Chordata, Actinopteri, Gadiformes, Gadidae. The coding region runs from base 863 to 5152 and encodes 1429 amino acids.
UACUACUUUUAAACGUAAUUCUUUGCGGGCUAUUAUUUUGUCGUUAGGCCACUUGCAAUUCUAAUACACAAUACACAAAUACUCUAAAUAUCAAGCAUUGUGGAGCUAGCCUACCAAGUAUGUCGUUACGUGGUUGAACCUGGACCACCGGCGGAUCACACACUUAUACCAGCUGUUCGAUGGAAUCCUCUAAGAGUGAUGUACUCGCAGUGUGCUCGGGUAAAAUCAUUCGUUAGGCUGUAGACCGUCGUCAUGUGUGCAACUUGUCGGCAGAAAACAAGGAAGCAUUCGUGUUUCCAUCUUCUAUCGCGUCGACUCCGGUUGAUUACAGAUUUGUACGGAGCCGUCAAGAACCUGCAAGGUGUGAUGCAGCAGUAGCCGAGGAUCCUCACACUGAUCUAUUUCAGUAUUCUGAGGUCGGGGUUAGAAACGAAACGACCCCCGUUGAGUUGUUACUUGGCAGCACACCUGCUUCCAAUAGACACACCUGGACCACAACACAGAGCUGCCAAAAUACUUUUCCCACGCGUGAACUAGCACCGGACUUGACCCUUAUCUGCCCCGUCCUGUUGCCAACCCCUCACCUUACCUUUGACCCCACCAGAGGACUGGGAAGGCUACCUGAGAGGACUGCUGAUAAACACAGCUAGGCUGAAGCAAUAGCACUUUUUUUUUAAACUAACAGGAACUGACACUGGCACUGUAGGAGCAGGCGGCGCGGGGGGGGGGGGAUGCAGAUGCUUUUCUCAGCUGUCAAACCGCUAGUUCUCCCAUGAAGAAGCUGUAUAGAUGAAGAAGAGCAUGAGACGUGGAGCAUGGAGAAACGUAUAGACGGCGCUAGACGACUUAUCCCGGGGACCCAAUGAGUCGCUCUGGUUUCUCCAGCAACUCCAGCCUGCUCCAGGGACGGCGCUUCUACUGCCGGGAAUGGGCCCUGGACAAGCUGAGGCACUGUCUGGAGGCGCGCUCUGUGCCAGGGCGGCCGCCGGGGCUCCUGCUGACCGGGGGCCCCGGUGCUGGGAAGACGGCCCUGUGCACUGAGUUGGUGUACCCCACCUCGGAUGCAGGGAUCAGGGUCGGGCUGGCGGCACGCUGCCUGGCUUCCCACUUCUGCCGGAGGGAGGAACAGCGUAGCGUCGUGUUGUGGAGGUUUGUUCUGGGACUGGUGGAACAGUUGAGGGCCUCGCCUCUCCUUCCUCCUCGCUACGCUGAGAUGCUGGACACCCCCUUCGUGUCCUCUGCUCUGGAGCCCCUCCAAUGCCAGAAGGACCCCGAUGACACAUUCAAAAGGGCAGUGUUGUCGCCCCUGCUGGACCUUCCUCCUCCUACGCACACUUUAAUGGUGGUGGUGGACUCGCUGGACUCAGAGCUUGGCUACGGGACAGGCGACAGUGGAGCAGGGGCUGUAGGGGCACCCCCAGGGAAGAGCAGUACCAUUGCAGAGCUCCUUGCCAGCCACCAGCACCUGCUGCCCAGCUGGCUGCUGAUCGUGGUCUCUGUCCGACGCCAUGACAAAGCCGUGUGCAAGAUGUUCUCAGCUUUUCGUAAGCUGUGCUUGGAUGACCUGCGGAAGCCCUCUCCAGUACGUGAUGUGCAGCAGUACAUUCUCCACCGGCUGGACAAGGAGGGUCCACUGCGCCGGCAGCUGACCCCCGAGACAGCCGACAUGCUCAACCUGCUGCACAUCAAGAGCAGUGGCUGCUUCCUGUUCCUGGAGCGCGUGCUGGACGGCGUGGCGGCCUCUCUGAUUGGUCUACGAGAGAUCCGUGACAUCCCUGGGACACUCAAUGGCCUCUACCUGUGGCUGUGCCAGAGACUCUUCCCCAAGGGGCUGUUUCUCCAGGUCAGGCCCCUCCUCAAUGCCCUAUUGGCCGCCCCCAGGCCCCUCGGCAUUCAGCAGCUCUUCACCGCAGUCUGGACCCAGGACACCACCCUCAACUUCCCGGACUUCCAGAGCCUCCUUCAGACCCUCUCUCCGAUCCUUAUUGAUGGCCCCUUCGGGAACAAGCUGCUCUUCCAUGCCAGUUUUGCUGAGUGGCUAAUGGAUGUCAAAUACUGUACACAGAAGUACCUGUGUAGUGUAGAAGAGGGACACUGCAUGCUUGCUAUGACCCUCACAUUAUGGGGCCCACACCUGAACACAGAGGAAACCUGCCAGCUAGGGACCCAUCUGGUUUGCUCAGGUAUGCACAAGGACAACCCUUCCCUGUUGGCAUUGUGGAUUCUCUUGGCAGACAUACCUCCUCUCACUCCCUGCUUUAGCCCUAAGCUACCCUGCCACGCUCCUUGGGACUGUAGCUCCUCUUCAACUGAACCGCCUGUUCUAGUUAGUCAGGAAGUACUUCAGCUCUUAAUGAGAAGUGGCAUUUUUCCUCCAACCUGCUCUACAGAUUUAGGUCCAAAUGUAGGAGUGCAUUGUCUAGAGGGUUCUGGGACUGUUGUGCGACAGGCAUUAGAAAGGCAGGACUCUGUGAGGAUACUGCUAGACAGUGGGGUGUUUGUCAACCGAGUCAACUCAAUCGAUGGACGGACUAUGCUGGCCAGUGCAGCCCUAGUGGGCUCAGUUGACGUAGCCAACCUCCUCCUGACACGAGGAGCUGACCCCUUAAUUGGGGAUCAUCAGGGUCAAACGCCACUCACGUUGGCAUCCAGGCAGGGUCACAUCGGAAUAUUGGCAGAACUCCUUAACUGGGCUAAACUGCAACAGCCAAAGACCGUAGUAAGGAUGUUAGAGCACGCAGACAGUGAGGGAUGGACAGCGUUGCGCUCUGCGGCAUGGGGAGGACACAGUGAGGUUGUACGUCAACUGUUGGAUGCAGGGGCAGAUGUUGACGGUUGUGAUAGUGAGGGACGGACUGCACUAAGAGCUGCUGCCUGGGGGGGGCAUGAGGAGAUCCUUCUUACCUUGCUUGACUAUGGGGCCCAGGUGGACAAGGCCGACCGUGAGGGUCGCACCCCACUUAUUGCUGCUGCAUACAUGGGACACAGAGAGGCUGUAGAGAUCUUGCUGGACCACAAUGCAGAUGUCAACCUUGCUGAUGGAGACAGGCGCACCGCCCUGUCAGUGGCUGCCCUUUGUGUCCCUACUGCAGCUGGGGUCAAUGGUUAUGGGGAGGUAGCUAGUCUGUUACUGGAGCGGGGGGCAGAUCAAGGACAUCGCGACCAUGAUGGAAUGACCCCCCUGCUUCUUGCAGCCUAUGAGGGCCAUGAGGACAUAGUUGAGUUGCUCCUAGAAGCUGGGGCUGAUGUAGAUGAGAGUGCAGGCCCUGACGCCAAUGCCCCGGCUGCAGCUGCGGUAACCCCGCUGCUGGCCGCUGCGGCCAUGGGUCACAUUAAGACAGUGGAGCGGGUGCUUUUCUGGGGUGCGGCUGUGGAUUCCAUCGAUGGGGAAGGAAGGACAGCACUAAGUCUUGCCGCAGCCAGGGGAAGUGUGGAGGUUGUCCGUGCAUUACUAGACCGAGGCUUGGAUGAGAACCAUAAAGACGACUUGGGCUGGACACCGCUGCACGCGGCAGCCUGUGAGGGCCAUCGUACCGUGUGUGCUGCCUUGACGGAGCGUGGCAGCAUGGCGCGGGUUGGGGAAAUGGAUAUUGAAGGACGAACUCCCCUUAUUUUGGCAGCCCAGGAGGGUCACUGCAGCACUUCCAGGAUCUUGUUGGAUAGGCGAUCGCCAAUAGAUCAUCGGGCCUAUGAUGGACACUCUGCCCUGAGUGCGGCUCUCCUGGAGGGCCAUGGUGAGGUGGCAGAGCUGCUUAUGAGACGGGGGACUGACACUGAUGUCCGGGAUGCAGAGGGAAGGCCUCUACUCUACCUCCUGGUUCUUGAGGAUCACUUUGACGUGGCUUCGCUCCUUAUAGAUAAAGGAGGCGUGCCCCUUGAGUCCCGGGAUGCAGAGGGCCGCACAGCUCUUCAUGUGGCCUCUUGGCUGGGAAAUGUGGAGGCAGUAGGGCUGCUUCUGCAGCAUGGAGCUGACCCCAAUGCACAGGAUGCCGAAGGCAGGCCGCCUCUGCAUUCUGUAGCUUGGAGAGGACAUGUGGAAGUGGGUCGGCUUCUCCUUGGCGCAAAGGGGAUCAAGGUUGACUUGGCUUGCAACCAACAAGGGGCAACCGCUUUGAGCAUUGCUGCACAGGAGGAACACACAAACAUUGUCAGCAUGCUGCUGGAGAGGGGUGCUCACCCUGAUCACAUGGACAAAUACGGUCGCAGCCCUGUAAAAGUUGCUGGAAAAAGAGGACACUUGCCCAUCGUACGUCUGUUAGAGAGCUAUGGAGCUAAGCCAUAUCCAGGCCUGCUGCACCACUCCAAUGCAAUGUCACCUAAAAGAGGGACCGUCAAGAGUCCCUUAAACAGCUCCAACAGCAAUAGAGCUGAAGUUGGCACAAUAGGAGCAGCUCUGUCAGGAGCAUCAGCUGCUGCCUCCACCUCUUCAAUGUCAUCCCCAGGCUCCACUGGCGAGCGAUUCCAUUCGAUGCAGAGCUCCCAAACCUCUUCCACAUGCCACUCCCUGGCUACAGUGCAGACAGUGCCGGCUGAUAGCUUGAGUUUCACUCAGCAGAUUCAACAGCAUUCGCUCCCAAGAAGUCGUAGCCGGCCCUCAACGCUGCCCCCUCCGGAGAACUCUGUCAGCGGCAGUCUCCACGGGAGUAGGCGGAGACCGCCGAAGGGCAGCCCUCCUCCCGGUGGUUGCACCGUCGAAGCCAUGGUCCACACAUGUGAACCCCCACAAAAAUGCUUCUCCUCUGGGUUUGAUUAUCCCAGCAAACUAAAGUCCCCAGACUCAAACCUGUUUCAAGCAGACAGAGCACAGUAUGGAGGGGGGAAAUGGAACUCGGUCAUGGUUUCCCUCGGGGUAAUGCCCGGACAAGAUUGCCCUCCAAGAGUUGCCAAAAACCGUGGGAGUCCACCUUUAGGAUACCCCUACCAAAUUCACAGCCCGGCUCAGGGAGAGACUUGGAAUUCUGGCCUUCAGAAGAAUAUUAUUUCCCCACCUUGCUAUAAUUAUACCCCAGUUUCCCCUGCUAGUGCCUUACCAGAGGACUCCACAGCACAUUUGUCAACCAAAGACCCACACCUCAAUUUAAAACAGGCCAUCAAACUGCAAUUUGAGGGUCCUACCAGUGCAGCCCUAUACAAAAGGGAGACACCACUAUGACCACACUACUAGGUGAUUUGAUAUUUAGCCAUCAAUAUUUUUGUUUUGUUUUGUUUUAUAUUCAUUUUUUUAUGAACCUUGUACUGUGUGUAAAAUGUAUAGAACAUUAAUGCCACAUUUCACUUAAAUUAUGAACUCUAAAUACCAGAAGAACCAUUGGCCUGCAGGUUGAGCUCCAGAUGACUGCAUUCCUCUGUAGGCAUACAUUUAGAGGCAUUCCUGGCAUGGGAAUAACGGCAUUCUUUGUUUUAGUUGGAGAUUGAUGUUUUCACAGUUCAAGGGGCCAUUAGCAGUGUGGCUAAUGGCCUUUCGGGAUAGAUGAAAGAGGAAUGGAUUUGGCAGAGCCCGCCUCGCUGUCUUGCUUCCUGAGGAGUUCUUCCUGGGGACAAGAAGGCAAAAAAAGCUGAAAGCUGCUGGCUCACAAGCCUAAUUUUCGAUGAUUUGAUGAUUGUGUUUGUUUGUUGAUUAGUGUCUUUUUGGUUGUUUGUUAAACAGCUCGUCCACUAGCAUGGAUGGAAAAGGUGCAUUCUACCUCUCAAUCUUUUUCUGCUCUUGGACACUCUCCCAUAUUUUUUUAACAACCCAUUUCAUUUAAUCCUGAAAUGUGCACAUUUUAAUAAAGGACAUGGUCAUUAACGCAUGGAACCGACAAUACAUUCAGCAGAAAGUAACAUAAAUAUGUCUUGCCUUUUUGUUUAUAAAUACCCUCCACCAUUGACCUCAGCUGACUGGCCUGCAUGGCUGCCAAUAACAGGCACUCCUUUGUUUCUAGGAGAGGGCCCCUAUUAGGCCAUCGUAGUGGUCGUCUGUAGGGAAGACUUAACAAUACAUCUACAUUCUUAUAGCCCCAAUAAUUAGUUUAAUUCCAAACGUAUACGUAAAUGUAAUAAGACAUACAAUGAAUAACCAUAUAAUAGGUUUCCUCAAAUAAUUUCGCACAAAAUAAGCCACUCAAUCUCACUUUUAUUAAGUAUGUAUAUAUAUAUUUUUAAUGGAUUAUAAAUCAGUAAUUCUGCUGCAGGGCUUCAUUGCAUUAAUGGUCUUUGAAAAAUACCUUUUUAUUUUCACUCAUGUCAAAACAGCAGCUGGCUUGUUGUCCUUUUCUGCAAGUGUCUGUCACUGUCAACAACAUAGCAUGCAGGCUGCCAACCCACCGUGCCUUAUGACACAAACUGUUGAGGACAGCCAGACGGAAGGCACCAACUCGGCUCGCUCCAAGUGUGACCGUAUCUGGCAGGAAGCAUAAUGAUCACGAUCAUCAGAUUCCAUGAGCCAUGACCGCUCAAGAUCGAUGUGGGGGGAGCGAGUGCUAUGGACGAUUCACAGCUCACUGAAGUACUUUCAUGGUAUGCUUUCUGAGCAUUUUUAAUCCGGUGAAUAUUUAAUUACCGUCUUAAAUUAAAUUGGCAAGCUGUGUCGUAAUGAGUCACAAACUCUGGAGGUGUCGUGUCUACUCAUUUUGUGUGUGUGUGUGUGUGUGUGUGUGUGUGUGUGUGUGUGUGAGACACAACAGCACCUUUGAAAUAGCUGUGAGGCAGGAUGCUGUGUUUGAUCACACAGGGAGAGAUGAAAGAGCACUUGAGCCUCUACCAGACAGCAGCCGCCUCACCCCAGCCGGGUGCUCAGUCUCUCGGCCAUCGCGACACGGAGCAACAUGUCUCGAGACUCUUUUAUUCACUCAGGCGUAACACACAAUGCGAAAAUCCAGCUUUCAAAAUCUGUACCCAUGUGGUUUGAUUCCGUGUUUGUUGUGCUACUUAAACAUGCGAGUGUACAUAGGGGUACAUGGGGUGAUGGAAUACAUCGUCAUAUGAAUCUAUGUCACAACCUUAUUAGCGUUUCAGAUUAACUAUAAAGUGUGUAGGCCUAUGCUUGCGUGGAUUCUCUCACUGUGUUUUACUAAAAAGCAACAUUUGCAAAUUUGUAGCAUCUUGUCAUUUCAGCAGUGAUUGAAAAACCAAAAUAAUUUCUACAUGUCUCUUCAAUGUGCCCCAUCAAAUCAUAGUGUUUUAGGGUGCUGUCUUCAUGGACAUGCCAUGAUGCCACCAUUUGUAUUUAAAUAAUCAAGUGAUUAACAUCUUAUUCUCUAUAGCUGACUUUAUAGCUGGAAAGAAAAAAGCCAAUAUACAGGUUGCUGACAUUUCUAUCUGAAUUGAGUCUGAAUUUGUUAAACUGUUAUAGCCACCCAAAAUGUUCCAGCAAAAGGAAUGUCAGCACAAUGUAAUUCGUAAUGUGUGCUAAAUCAUGAUAUUUAUAUGGGUUGGAUCAAAACAGUUCAAAUCAUGGCCCCCUCAGCUUUCUGUGCAGACGGUUACUUAGUGGUUAUUGCCUGCCAUGCCUUUCCUCUUGAAGCUAUGACACAGCAUGCCUUCAGCAAGAUAGAGUAGCACACAUUUUGAUUGUAUGCCAUAAUUGGAGCCAACAGACUACAGAUUUGAAGGCAAGGGUAUGACAUCUAGCAAUCUGUAGGGGCACCUCACCCACCUCCUGCUGUGUCAUGAGUAUUGGCGGCAUGUCUCGGGUUUAAUUGGACAAAAUAUGUCUGGGGGAUAAACCUUAAAAGCAUUUCUACCUUCCCUGCCAAAAUGCAACCUAUGGUUGCCAUGCUCUAAAUUCCAAGACAUGGAGGUAAAAUUGGGAGGGAAGUGCCGAACAGUUUAUUGCAGGGUAUUUCUGAGUGGGAGGUUCGUGUUUGAUGUGUUCGUGCUGUUGCCUGGCUGGCUGGCUGGUCAGAAGGGGGUGACGAGAUGCAAGUGUUGUGUGCAUGAAGAUUCCUUCAUGUUACAUGCCGGAGAAGGCGGCAGAUACAAGUGGGCGAGCUGUGUAAUAAAAGACAUGCUCUUCUCCUUGCUCUGCUCUGCUUUCCAUAUUGUCCAAGGACUCAAAAUGGGAAUGAAAGAUGUUUGUUUCUUUACAUCUCAAUGUGAUCAAAGCAACAGCUUGUAUCUGCUAGAAUGUCAGUGAAACGGCAAAUUGCUUAUUUAAGCUAAUAAUAACGUAACUGUUUACUUACCCUCUCAUCAUUCAAAGCCUGCAACAAUCAAACACACAGCAUUUUAGUGAUUUCUCCCUUUUAUAUAAUCCUAAAGAAUAAAUCCCAUUUUUUUAUCCUUAAGGGGACAUUAUCCCAAACUCCAUGUCCUUUUGUGUUCUAUUGGAGAUAACAUAAACUAAAGUUGAUAAUAUCUCAAGUUACAUGGCUUCAGAUAAAAAACAUGAAAUAUUGUUGCAUUUUUCACAAUAUUUUACUCUCAUGAAAUGCAACAAUUAGUUAUAAAACGUACUUACAAAAUAAUUUCAAUUUAACAACGUGGUCACACUUCACACUUUUAUUUAGUAUGUAAUUCAUUUGUUAAGACUAGCUUUUUAGUUGACAAACCAAACAAAAAACAUCCAACUCACUGUUAUCCAUUUCCAAAAAUACAUAGCCAACAAUUCAUGGGACCAUUGUACUUUUUACUCUAACCCCCAACAUCCCACCAACAUGUUAGAUUCUUGUCACAUUCACAGUCCCUUGCCUUACAGUCUAAAGUGCAUCUUCAUGGAAAUGGAAUUUAGGUUCCUUAGUGGGCUCAAAGGUAUUUUGCAGGAUUGCUUUAAAUAUGUCUCAUAUGCCAUUUGAGACAUAUGAAAUAAUGAUAUAAGGCAUAUGGAGUUUUUAUUGAAAAAAUAAUUUUCCACACAAAAUGUGAAUGUACAGUGUAAAUCUAGCACUGAUUGACCUGGUAUUAAAUAUCUUUACUCAGGUCUAAAUUGCAUUGAACAAUCCUCUGUUUUGACAGGUCAGGGAAAACACAAAACUCUGGUAUACCUACCAUAUAAAAAAUGUUAUAAAUAAAUCAAGAACAAUAAAGAAGAGAAAUCUCAGAAAGAAACCGCCAUAAACCUCUUGAUGUCUCUCAUCUCUGUCAGUUUAUUCCAGGCAAACACUCAUAACCACUAUGUUGCACCUAAUCACAAACCAAUUUUCUGAACCAUACGCCUGAUAAAGACACACGUCAAACACCUUGUAGCCAAAAUGAAGACAGGCAGUGGAUUUGGACAGCAGUACAGGGUAAUUGCAGAACAUUCCUGCAGCAGAACAGCACUAUUCAAGUGUUUUAUACAGAACACAUUCAAAAAAGGAUUGAGGGUUUAUUUGUCAGCCAAGCCAGAUCUGGCAACGACAGGGAGGCUUGUAUGAGGAGAGUGUGUUGACUUUAUUGUCCUUAACUAACAGUGUCGAGUGGUGUAGAACGUUCAUUACAGAAGUUUAACACAAGAAUGUUGUGUGGGCACCAAAUAAUGUUUACAGUAAACAGGGAUGCCUACAGAGUAGAUAACAUGAGAUGGCAAAUGAAAACAAUCAACAAACACCUUAUUUAGAGAUCGAACUCGGUACACCCUUGUUCUGCUAGUUAUGACAGUUUAGUAGGCCUACAUAGAAUACGUUUUGGUAUUCAUUAAACUAAGGAAGAACAAUUUGUAUUUUGGAAUGGCUUGUUGGUAAUCAGACUCAACUAAAGUGAAAAAAAACUACAUAAUUUGAUCU